AUGGAUAGUAAUUCCAAUUCUAACAUCUCAAUUAAUGGUUUCAGCCACUCAGGCCUCUCUGAAGCCAGGCAACUAAGAAAGCAAGCUGAAGAAGAUUCUCGACUUCUCGCUAAUCGAAUCUCCCUUCUUCGCCAAGAAGAAGCAAAAGCAUUAAAAAAGAUCGAAGAGACUAGAAAGCGUGCUCAAGAAAUACUUGCUGCGCGAGCCAAAAAUGAAGAAAAUCAGCAGCAGCAAAGGCAAGCUCAGCUAGAAAAAGAGCUAGAAAAUAAAAAAAAGGCAGAGGAAUUCAAGAAACAAAAGGAGUUUGAAAAAAAGAAAAGAAGUGCCCUUAGAAACCAAAUGCAGUUAAGAGCCAAACAGGACGCUCUGAGCUUAAAAGAAGUGAAUAAACGAAGAAAAGCAGCAAAAGAAGCUCAGAUGAAAGAAGAAAACAUGCAAAAAAUGUCAUUGAGAGACCAAAUAAAGGAACAGCAAAGAGAGGCUGAAGAGAGAAGAAGACUUAUAGAGGAAGAAAGAAGAGCCAAAUUGAAGAAAGAAAUUGCGAAGAAAAUUGAAGAAGAAAAUCAGGCGAGGAUUGAAAGAGAGCAGGAAAUAGAAAGAAUGGAACAGUUAGAAUUGGAACUUAUUCAAAGACUACAAAAUACGCAGUUUAUGCAAAGAAAUGCUUAUGAAGAUUUGGAAAAUGCGUUGAGUGGAAAUAUUGAUGAAAAUCUCAGUGCGAAAUAUAGGGAUUAA
Molecule: messenger RNA, 735 nt
Organism: Blepharisma stoltei
Lineage: Eukaryota; Ciliophora; Heterotrichea; Heterotrichida; Blepharismidae
Source: the annotation of a GenBank genome assembly